AUGGCGAAUUACAUACUCGAAACGCGGGGUGCGAAGAAGGUUGGAAAGCUCUGGGCUCAUCGUUUUGUGAAACGAUAUACAGAAUUAAAGACGCGUUUUAAUUGUGUUUAUGACUUUCAAAAAGCUCUCUGCGAAGAUUCAGAGCUUAUUGAAAGAUGGUUUCGAUUGGUAUCGAAUAUGCAGGCCAAAUAUGGCGAAUACCACCUCUCAAAUUGGUAUACCGAAGGCGAUUUACCGUACGAUUGGCUUAUUAAACCUACUAUCAAUGGAUGGACAGAUAAUGAGACAGGUCUUGAAUGGAUUAAGCACUUCAACAAACAUACUGAAAGUAGGAAAGUGGGUAGAUAUCGAAUGCUAGUGCUUGAUGGGCAUGAAAGUCAUAAAUCGCCAGCAUUUCAGGAAUACUGCGAGGAACACGACAUUAUAUUACUUAGUUUACUAUCUCAUUCUUCGCAUUUAACUCAAUCACUCGAUAUCGGUUGUUUUGGUUCUUUAAAGUAUUCAUAUAGUCGACAAAUCAAGAACUUUAUCAAGGCGCAUAUCACUCAUAUUACCAAAACCGAGUUCUUUCAAGCCUUCAAAGCUGCAUAUACCGAAGCAACACCCAUACCAAAUGCUGCUGAGGUUCAUAGUCUCCGCAGAGCAAAUGAAGCACUUAGUAAACACCGGAGAGCUAGAAAAGCUUUAAUACGAAAAGGAGGAGCACUUUCAGUAGAAGAUGGGCAUGAUAUAUUAGAACAAGAGAAUGUAGAAGAUCAGAUACGACGCGACGAAUUUACAAAUGGUGAUUCUUCAGCAAGGAGGCAAGCUACUAUACGACGAUGUAGCAAAUGUGGUAGUGCUUCACAUAAUGCACGAACUUUAUUGUUGUAA
Messenger RNA from Sclerotinia sclerotiorum 1980 UF-70, 873 nucleotides. RefSeq lists its product as hypothetical. Lineage: Eukaryota; Fungi; Ascomycota; Leotiomycetes; Helotiales; Sclerotiniaceae. Gene Ontology annotation, cellular component: nucleus. Bases 1 to 873 code for a protein of 290 amino acids. The transcript is spliced from 4 exons. The record is from RefSeq and is a predicted model, not a curated record. Gene Ontology annotation, molecular function: DNA binding.